Messenger RNA from Rhopilema esculentum, 1241 nucleotides. The record is from RefSeq and is a predicted model, not a curated record. Lineage: Eukaryota; Metazoa; Cnidaria; Scyphozoa; Rhizostomeae; Rhizostomatidae.
AUGAUGAUUUACACACUACCUUUCCAGGAACAAGUAGAUAUGGCUCUGGCAAAACCAUUUCAAUCAGAGUACAUUGAGGUAAAAGCGCGUACUUCAGUGGAAUCAAAGAAAAGGAAAAAUUCGCUGUAUAUUUAUCCUGGUACACUUUGGUGCGGUAUCGAAGAUAUAGCAGACAACGAAGAUGCCUUGGGAAGACUAGACGACGUAGACUCGUGCUGUAGGAACCAUGACCACUGCGACCGAUCAGUGAGUGCUCACACUACGAAAUUCGGAUACACGAAUGAGAUGUCAACGACAGUGAGCGAUUGUGAGUGUGACACGACGUUUUAUAAUUGCUUGAAGGCCGUGACAAGAAACGAAAAUGAUGCAAAAGUAGUUGGAAGAAUAUAUUUCAACUUUAAAAAGAUGCCAUGUUUGCAAUUCAGUGCUGAUGGGACGGUUCCCACACUUGAACAUUCACCAAAAUUUUAAGCAAAUAGAAUUGUUUCAUUGUCAUAAUUUUGACUAAUAUCACAGUCCUCUUCAAUCAUGGCAUUUUCUCUGCAUGUUCCUUCUUCAGUUAUUUCAAAUACGUCAAAAGCUUCGCCAAUUGCUUACACAUUUGUCCCCUGACAAACCUAUUUCUAUUUGAACAGUUUUCAGGUCAGCUUUGAUUAAAAAUUUGUAGUUAAGAAAGAAGAAAGGGCCAAGAAGUUUUCUAUUCAAGAAAUAGAAGCAAAAGUACAAAACAAAGAAAAUAUCUUGAUGUUUAUUGAGGAACUUAGGAAAGCACAUUUUGUAUGAGGAUUAUAUGAGGGUUUUGUUGAUCAAUUCCAGGCUGUCUUUCAAGAGCAGUGCAAGGCUGCUAAAGCUGUACUCAAAUGUUCGGCAAAUUUGUCUUCACAUUCACUUAAUGAAAAGGGAAAUUUUGAGAUGAAACAAAUAUUUCUCUUAUGUUUCAAACGUCAUUUAUGAGCAACGUCGAAAUACGACAAAAAGAAUUUCACAUCUUUAACCUUCUGUCACUUAUUGAUAAGUGCUGUAAAGGCUCUGGAAAGAGCGUUCUUUUGAUGUUAUGAAGCUGAACUAAGAUACAGGAUCGAUAAAUGUCCCGGAGUCCCGGAGUACGAGCAUGCUACCUCUUAUAGCGAAGAGACAAUCGUGCAGACCUCUGUCUAAAUAUUUAACCAACGACUUGAACAAAAGAAUUUGAAAAAAAGAAGCCUCGAUUUAAAACGGAAAAACAAUGAGUCACCUUUUCC